AUGUCUUCUCCUGUCCUGCUGAUGGUUCCCCUGAUUCUCCAGCUCUCCCCGACCAGAAGCACCAUCCUCACAAUCCACAACAACAAAUAUGACAACUUCGUUGUUGCCAUUCACGACAGCGUCCCAGAGAACCACACCAUGAUAUCCGAGAUGAAGAGCAUCAUCACUGAUGCCUCCUGGGCGCUGUACCAGGCAACCAGGAGACGGUCCUACAUUGGCAGCGUCACGUUCCUUGUCCCAGGCACGUGGUCUAAACAGCCAGCUUGGGGCACUGCGACGGAUGAGACAUUUGAAGAAGCAGAUAUCCGAAUCGACCAGCCAUCUCCAGUAUAUGGGGACAGUCCCUACACGGAGCAGCCUGCUGGAUGUGGCACGCCUGGGAAGUUCAUCCACCUCACACCGGAAUAUGUCCUCAAUACUCGGUACAGGCUGACAAACUGGGGCCAGGGAGGUAGGUAG
Haliotis rubra (blacklip abalone) is the source of this 459-nucleotide messenger RNA. Its product is annotated as calcium-activated chloride channel regulator family member 3-like. Lineage: Eukaryota; Metazoa; Mollusca; Gastropoda; Lepetellida; Haliotidae. The record is from RefSeq and is a predicted model, not a curated record. The coding region runs from base 1 to 459 and encodes 152 amino acids. The transcript is spliced from 2 exons.